This is a messenger RNA of Etheostoma cragini (Arkansas darter), 1798 nucleotides long. RefSeq lists its product as uncharacterized. The coding region runs from base 48 to 1133 and encodes 361 amino acids. The transcript has 5 exons. The record is from RefSeq and is a predicted model, not a curated record. Lineage: Eukaryota; Metazoa; Chordata; Actinopteri; Perciformes; Percidae.
AUUAUCUUCCAACAGAAGUCAAUGUUACAAAGACUGGUGCAUCACUGAUGUGUACCACCAGCGGUGUUAAAACUUUCCUUCCACAUGACUAUAAGUGGUACCACAACAGAAUCGAAUACUCUAAAGGGCAAGAGCUGCCAGUGUUGCAGUCUACUGAGAGCUUCUCCUGUGCUGUGAAAGGCCUGCAGUCGCCGGAAGUCUGUACUGAGGAUAAGAACUGCUGGAGUGUGAAUUAUGUCCGGAAAAGAAUCUGUGCUCUGGAAGGCUCUUCAGUGAACAUUUCAAGUAAUUAUUCUUUCCCUAACAACAGCCGUCCCACGUCAAAAAUAUGGUUAAAAAAGGGCAUGGGGAAUAAAGCAAAAGAACUGCGCGAGGUUGCAGGUUGUGUGGAGUAUUAUGACAAGAACAAUCACCACAUCCUGACGAUCACUAACCUGACAAAGAAUGACUCAGCAGAAUACACAUUCAGACUCGGACAACAAGAAAACAAAUGGAAAGAGUCUGACUUUCCUGGAGUGAUGUUGGUUGUCACAGGCCUGAAUCUUAGGGUGCCUCCUGUAGUGGUGAGAGAGGGUCAGCGAGUCACACUGACCUGCAAUACCAGCUGUCCUCUGCCUGACAACACAGCCUACAUCUGGUACUUGAAAGGGCAACCUCUGGCCCAACCAAGGAACACAAAGAAACUAACAAUAAAAAAUGUCAGCCGUCAGGAUGUAGGAAACUACUACUGUGCUGUCAAGAGCGGUACAAAAAGCAUUAAAUCUGGUAAAAAAUCUCUGACUGUUGAAAGUAUUCUAGAGAAAGCAUCAGAAGCAGCAGUAGCGGCCGUUGGAGCGGCCGCUGCUGCGGGAGUCUGUGCUGUUCUCCUGGUUAUCGUACUUCUGGUUGUCUUCUUUUGGAUUAGAAAACAGAGGGCUUCGGUUCAAUCUCCUAAAGAGGAAGCAGCUGACAACACGGAGCAGCUAAACCCUGGUCAUGUGUAUGAAAACAUCUUAGCUCGACCAGCAGAGCAGGAGGAGCCUCACUAUAGCAGGGUCUACUUUUCUAAGAGGCAGGCAGAGCCCAUUUACUCCACCGUCCAAUCGCAUCAGCCCAAUCGCCAGGAGCAUGUGGAUUAUGUCAUUGUCAACUAGACCAGCACGACCCCCCCAGUGUGCAUCUCUUUCCAUUUCAACGAAUUUGGGAUGUACUUAGUGGCCUUACUCAUCUUGAUGAGUGGUAGUAUUACAACAAUCAGCAUUUCAAGGCUUUUUCCCGCCCUCCAUUUCCCCUCACUCCAUGCAAACGUGGACCAGGAGUUCCUUAAAAGUACAGAGCCUCCCAAGCAAAAGCUAAUCUCUUUGAAUCAUCUGUCAGAAAAAAAAGGCAGAGUGUUUCUGAAGAAGCAGUGACCACUCAGCUAGUACGGAACAGUGCAUGUGCUAAAAAUCUGCACAGCAAAGAAAAAAAUGUAAAAAGCCUCAGUGACACCAUCACUGUUUUUCUCUAAAAAAAAAACACAUGACACAAACUUGGAGAGGUCAAAACACCAGCAACAAUAGUAGUAUUGAAGAAUAUCUUCAGUUAGACCAAUGCGUUGUUGCUUGUGGCUUUUAUCAGGGUCAUAAUACAAAAUGCAUUCCAAAAAACAUUUAAAUAAGAAAGAAUAUACCAGUGUAUAUCUAGCCAAUCAUAUACAUCUACAUACAUCUGCUAAUGGGGUAUUUACACAUUUAUAUUUUUUAAUGGUUUCAGACUAAGUUGAUCACUUCACUAAGUAAGUUGCUGGAGUUUUGACCUCUUCAGACUUUUUUCUCUU